Saimiri boliviensis boliviensis (Bolivian squirrel monkey) is the source of this 521-nucleotide messenger RNA. The record is from RefSeq and is a predicted model, not a curated record. Lineage: Eukaryota; Metazoa; Chordata; Mammalia; Primates; Cebidae.
GGUCUCUGAAGGUCCUGGCUCCUGGAACUCUUGGCUGCCAUGGGCUUCCCAAAGGUCCUGUCUGAUGACAUUAAGAAACUGAAAGCCGGAAUGCAUCAGAUAGUAGACAGCUUUAUUGACAACAUGACAAAUGAGGAAUCAGAACCUGAACAGGAGCUCACUCCUCUACUUGAAGGAGAAACGGAUGCAGUACGGCGCAGAGGCAACAGACCGCCUGUUCUGGAAGUUCAGGAUCCUAAAACCCAGGAGCCGGAGGAGAGCUUUUGUGACAUGGUCAAGAGAUGGUUCCGGGCCAUGAUGCAGCGGCUGCAGACCUGGUGGCAGAAGUUUGUGGCCUGGGUGAAGAUGGUGUUGGCCGUGGUCCAUGCAGGGAAGGCCCUCUGGGAAGAGUUUCAGAGUUUCUGCUGCUCUCUCGCAGAGCUCCUCGGGUCCUUUUUCAGUACUAAGGAAUCCCAUUGAGGGGAUGGAGGAGCUGACAGCCCAGCAGUGCUCUGAACCCCAGUGAAGCUUCCAAUGCCACU